AUGCCUCCUAAAGCCGAUGGAGGAAAGGCUGUUAUGUCUAACGACACGUUUCUGGCUGCUUGUAUCAAGCAUGGCAAAGAAAAGCUAGCUGUCAACUUCGAUACCCUCGCCAAAGACCUGAACAUGAGCGCAGGCGGUGCAGCCAACAAGUUCCGCAACAUUAUGAAGCAGUUCGAGAGCGAAGGUGCAGCAUGGGCUAACAAAGACACCGCCACUGCCUCUCCCAAGACAAAGACCACUGCCAGCACUAAGCGUAAGGCGACUUCUAAGAAAGACGAGAUAGAAGGCGAGGACAGCGGUGAAGGACAGUCGGAAGAGCCAUCCAAGAAGAAGGCUAAGGGUAAAGGCGGAAAGACAAAGGCGGCUGCUGCUGUCGAUGGCGAAGAAAAUGAUGCUGCUGAUGAGAAGAAGCCUAAGGUGAAAGGAGCGAAGGCAAAGUCUGCAGCAGGGAAUGGCACUACUGCUACCGGAGGCCCGAAGAAGGGAGGCAAGAAAAUCGCUCCGAAAGUCAGCAAAGAAGAUCAAGCCUUCGACGAACCGCUCAUCAAAGAAGAAGAGGAAGGCAAUCAAGCCGAUGACGAGAUCGACGACGAAGCCGACUCUGCCAUCAAGGCCGAAGACAACGAUGAGGAUGCAUGA
Molecule: messenger RNA, 639 nt
Organism: Capronia epimyces CBS 606.96
Lineage: Eukaryota; Fungi; Ascomycota; Eurotiomycetes; Chaetothyriales; Herpotrichiellaceae
Exons: 2
Coding region: 1-639 (212 amino acids)
Source: RefSeq, a predicted model, not a curated record